Molecule: messenger RNA, 1108 nt
Organism: Harpia harpyja (harpy eagle)
Lineage: Eukaryota; Metazoa; Chordata; Aves; Accipitriformes; Accipitridae
Exons: 2
Coding region: 1-651 (216 amino acids)
Source: RefSeq, a predicted model, not a curated record
AUGCACACGCGUCCCGGGGGGGCGGAGCGCGCAUGCGUGCGGCCUCGGCGCGCCGGCGCUCCCCAGCCCCCUCCCGCAGCGACUCGGCGGGGGGGGAGAGAGCGGGCGCCCCGCUUCCCGCUGGUGGCAGGUGUACGACCGUUACCGCCGGGCGCGGCUCCCCCAGGGCGGGCGGUAGCCCCGGCCCCGCAGGCCGGCCCUCAGCGGGUCGCUGCCGGCAGGGCUCUGAGGGCAAGGAGGAAAUGCCUUCCGCAGGCGGGAGGACGAUUUCCUGAAGACCUUUCUUCAGAAGGCAGACUGCCAGUGAGGCUGCCGCCCGCCCGGCGCGGCCUCCCCUCACCUGCGCCGAGCCGUGCAGCGCGCUCGGGAGCGGGAACGUCGGAGUGCCAGUUGCUUGGCGGUGCCUUUCCCGCAGAAAGUGGAAAACUAGGUCAAGUGCUGCGGGAGCUGUACAAAGGCGCUCGCCGUGCCAGUGAGAAAGGCAGGCUCCUGCGACGAGCCGCGGCUGGCGAACGAUGUGAGAGGGGAACAGGAAACCUGAGAGCAGAGGAGCGACGAGAGGAGACGACCCGGGGAUUGUCAGUCCAUUCGGGGAGGCGGGACGCUAUGAGGGGACACCAAGAAGGUACAAUGCUGGCAUUUUUUGUCUGAGCACGACAUAUAAUGAUCAAGAUUCUGGAUGUGAGGAAGAGGAGGAACAAGACUGUGAUCCACGACCUGCUGGAGUCCACGCUGGUCUUUCAGGGAGCUGCUAAAAGAAGCCAAACAGGAUUGUUUAUCUGCAGAACUGCACUGAACUGCUAUCUGAGAUGCAGCCAUUAUUGGACUAUUCCUGAUGCUUCAGUUAUACAAAAGAAAUACACUAAAAUAAUUAAUUGAUGUCAUUAAACUACUGUGGUGUCGAACAUAUAUUGCACUUGAACAUAAUGAAUGUUGACAAUUCAUUAUUUCAGGUUUUAUGACAAUACCUCUGUGAUAAAUAUUUCUACAAAUUCUAAAAGUCAGAUAUAGGAAGGAGAAGUCUGCACACUAUAAACUGCCACAAACCUGAAGACUUGUCAAAAUAAAAUGAGCUAUAAAAACAAUAAUAUUCAGGCAACGUCACUCU